CAUCAGCGACACUAUGCUAAAACAAUACUUUUGGCCCGUGACAGCAUAAAAUCGCCCAAACUUAUUAGAAUUAUUCUCUAAAUAAUCUUAGUAAAACCACUUAGAAUAAUAAUAAAUAAAAUAAAGAACAAAAAAAUACGCAAAUACAAUGCCAGAUCUCGACAAGUGGAUAGAAACAGUGAAGGAGUGUAAAUACCUGCCAGAGAAUGACUUGAAGAAACUGUGUGAUAUCGUGUCUGAGAUUUUGCUCGAGGAGUCCAAUAUACAACCAGUUAGCACGCCCGUCACGGUCUGUGGAGAUAUACAUGGGCAAUUCUACGAUCUGGAAGAACUAUUUCGUACAGGUGGUCAAAUACCCGACACUAACUAUAUCUUUAUGGGUGAUUUUGUCGAUCGUGGGUACUACAGUCUCGAAACAUUGACACGUCUGCUUACGCUGAAGGCACGUUAUCCCGAUCGCAUUACAUUAUUACGUGGCAAUCAUGAAUCGCGACAAAUUACCAAAGUUUAUGGCUUUUUCGAUGAGUGCUUCACCAAGUAUGGUAACGCUAAUGCAUGGAAAUAUUGUUGCAAAGUAUUUGAUUUGCUGACUAUCGCUGCGAUUAUUGAUGAAGAAGUGCUUUGUGUGCAUGGUGGUCUAAGUCCUGAAAUAAUCACACUCGAUCAAAUACGCACAAUUGACCGCAAUGGCGAAAUUCCUUACAAAGGUGCAUUCUGUGAUCUGGUUUGGUCAGAUCCAGAGGAUAUGGAUCUAUGGGGUCAAAGCCCUCGUGGCGCUGGUUGGCUGUUUGGUCAGCUAGUUACCAAAGAUUUCAUGUAUAUCAAUAAUUUAGAGCUAAUAUGUCGCGCACAUCAGCUCGUCAACGAGGGCAUUAAAUACAUGUUUGAUAGUAAACUUGUAACGGUGUGGUCGGCGCCGAACUAUUGCUAUCGCUGUGGCAAUGUGGCUGCGAUUUUGAAUUUCAAAAACGUCAAAGAUCGUACAACCAGUAUUUUCAAUGCGGUGCCAGAAACGGAUCGAGUUAUACCACAUCAAAAUACUACACCAUAUUUUUUGUAAAAAUGUAUAUACUGUUAUUUAGAGAACGAAUUUUGUUUGUCAACCCCGCCCACAAAUGAUUACUCAUUGAGUAUUAUUUGCCUUUAAUGUUUACGCCUGUGUUCUAUCUAUCU
Messenger RNA from Anastrepha ludens (Mexican fruit fly), 1173 nucleotides. It is a transcript of the gene PpV, whose product is annotated as serine/threonine-protein phosphatase 6 catalytic subunit. Gene Ontology annotation, molecular function: protein serine/threonine phosphatase activity. Gene Ontology annotation, biological process: G1/S transition of mitotic cell cycle; peptidyl-serine dephosphorylation. Lineage: Eukaryota; Metazoa; Arthropoda; Insecta; Diptera; Tephritidae. The record is from RefSeq and is a predicted model, not a curated record. The transcript has 4 exons. The coding region runs from base 149 to 1060 and encodes 303 amino acids. Gene Ontology annotation, cellular component: cytoplasm.